UGGCGCCGCUUGCUGUAUGCAUGAAGUCCAUAUUACUUAUUAUUAUUAUUCUAUCAAACGCAUCUUCCAUCGAUGGGAAUUCUUCAAGUUACAACUCCAGUGUCGAGUUUAACAUUGACGGGAAUUUUAAAGAAGAACUUCUCAAUUCAUCAACGACAGAGUACGAGCUUUCAGAAAUCACGUCAACCCCCGGGUACACGAUAACACAACCUCCAGGGACCGAUGUCCCUACUCCAGGGACCGAUGUCUCACCUCCAGGGACCGAUGUCUCACCUCCAGGGACCGAUGUCCCGUUAACAGUCCCUGAGCCGCUCCCGCUGUCCGGACGGCUUCCUACCGGGGUCCCCCAAGUUGGCAGGCUGUGUCCUUGUGACAAGCAGAGGGACGCAUGUGACCUGAACUGCUGCUGUGACCCGCAGUGCGGUGGGGAGGCGGCCCUCUUCACCCACUGCUCCAUCAGCACCGUCAGUGGCAAUCAGCAGCUAUGCCAGCACGACGUUGUGCACUAUUCUUUAGGGAAAACUGGAGAGGGCUUCUCCACACAGGAUACCUUCACCCAGAAGUAUGUUAAUGCUGACAUCUUCUGUAUUCACUCACAGAACAAUGUUGAGAGUCUGUCCUACUCGCUGCCUGCCGUUCCAACCGACACAAACUUUGAUUCCCUCUUCAAGGCGUUUGAGGACCUCCCCUCUAGCUCGGGGAGCGACCCCGUCUCCCCCGUCUCCCCCGUCUCCCCCGUCUCCCCCGUCUCCCCCGGUUACCAGUAUGGUGAUGUGAUAGACACUUUAGGAGAAAAUGGAGAGCGGGGAAUCCUGCAGUUUCCUGCUGCUGCUGUUAAUACAAAUUGCUUGGACACAAAUCCUGCUGCUUUCCUGAAGCAGCAGGUCAGCCGUUGCACCAUCAGCAUGGUGGUGGAUAGAGACUGCAGCAAGCUGCAGGCCCUCCACAUGAUCACCUACACAGGCCUACGCGUCCUCUCUGUGAGUCCUCACUCAGUCUGUCUUAUGUACACCUACACAGGCCUCCACAUCCUCUCUGUCAGACCUCACUCUGUCUAUCUUUACUGGGAAUUAGCAUUAUCUGAUGGGAGUGAAAAUUAUUCAGCACAUACAAUUCAUUUAAGGGAACUUGAGAAAAGAUUAAACAGUUGCCGUGUCCAUAUAUUACAUAUCCAUUUAGGGCAUUUAUCAGAAGCUUUUAUCCAAAGCAUCUUACAAAAAGUACAUUUGUCAAAAAAAGAGAAACAAUUUAUCGCUGUCGAUAUAGUAAGGAUGUUCAUAGGGAAGAAUGAAAAUGCUACAGUGGUUGCCGUGGUCCUGACGUCAGCCAAUCUCAAUUCUUUAGAGGAGACUCUGUCUCCUGUGGAGCUCGGCCCGGCAAUGAGCCUCGAGCCCACCCUGGUCAACUCCACCCUCUGUCUCAACGUGGUGCAGCAGGUUUCUCUGGUUGUGAAGUACAACCCUGCAGGAGAAAUAGUGAAUGUCUCCGCCGCUCUGGUGCUGGGGCCUGUGAGCGGAACCGCACUCUCACUGGAGCUGCAGUUUGGGAUUACAUUUGUCCAGGAAGAAGACGGCCAAGAAGGGACAGUCCAACGCAGUGGGAAUCCUGGUUAUGUGACUGGGCUCCCAGUAAUAUCUGGGACGAAAACAGCAAAAGGGCUCGUACAGAGCAGCGACCCCCGAGGAACCCUGUCCAUACUGCAGGGGGGCCGGGAGCAGGACUGUCUGCGUGGGCCCCAUGCCCGCUCCCCCGUGUUGUUUGCUCAGGCCAUGGUGUCCGGCUGCACGCUAAAGUUGGAGGAGGGAGCCAACUGCACACUGGUUUCUGACAUGCUCCUGGAAGUCCUGAGAGGCUCAGCCAAGAUGCAGUAUGUGGCUGCUUUUGGAACAAGCACUCUGGAUGGUUCACUGGACUGGGUUCCCCUGGAAACCGUGCUUAUGUCUGGGGAAGCUCAGAGUUGCAUCAUCCCACUGUCUCAUCACCUAGAAAUUCAAUGGACCAAAUAUGGAUCUCUCGAGAACGCUCAAGCCCGAAUUGUCAGCAUUAAAGAGUUCAUACACAACAACUCCAGCAACAUGGCCUUGCUCUUUGGAGGAAGCACUUCUGUCACGGUCACCAGCUCAGUGAGCUUUGUGUCCGUUUCCACCCCUUCAGAGCCAGGGUUCCAAGCUCCACCCACCAUCGACGCCAAGCUGCCUUUUGAAUUCUUCUUUCCUUUCACAUGAUGCAAGCAGUUUGGUUCGGCUAAGCAGCGUACGAGCAGUCUCAGUAGGAAAUCUGUUACAUUGUUGUUUCAGGACUUUAUUUCAUAUCGGUCAAAGAUAUCAGCUUAGCUAUAUUGAUUGACAGUGAAUAAAGUUCUAAAUGUUGAGAAUACAUCUAGAAAGGCAGAUGAAAUGAAUAACCACUGCAUAAGGUUUGAACUACUAGAAUUCAAAUUCUAUGCCAUUUUGUCUCAGAAGGGCACAGAGUCUGUUGUUCUCUUGCUCCUGGGGAUAAAUGGAGGAGGGUAGUCUUUAGUAUUGCACUGUUUGAAGGUUAAUGAGAUAGUUUAAUCUGUUCAAAAGGACCCACCAUCUUAUCACUGCGUUCCUGCAGCUCAGUAGAUCUUUGGACCAGAUGAUCGUAACUCUCCUUUAGUUUAUGAAGUCGAUGGUCAGCACGGGUCUUCAGGGAGACCAGGAUUCCUGGAAAAGAGCGUAACACGUUAGUGUGAGGCCUGCUGUACACAGACACACCGUGGAUAUGAUUUGGUCAUUUUUGGUUUUGUUUCUGAAUGAAAUGUAUAUAUUGUUUAAUGUUCGAUGCGGUCCAAAUCUUUUUUUAUCUGCGGGAAAAUAAAGCUGAGAGGAUCUUCUGGUAUCAUCUCUUUGUUUCCUCACCGUUUAUGAUCCUGGCCACCCGCCAAAGCCGCAGGAGAAUGAGGAAGCCCACCCCGUCUAAAACAUCCUCGCGAGCCACGA
This is a messenger RNA of Gadus chalcogrammus (walleye pollock), 2963 nucleotides long. Its product is annotated as tectonic-1-like. Gene Ontology annotation, biological process: protein localization to ciliary transition zone; cilium assembly. Lineage: Eukaryota; Metazoa; Chordata; Actinopteri; Gadiformes; Gadidae. The transcript is spliced from 14 exons. Gene Ontology annotation, cellular component: MKS complex. The record is from RefSeq and is a predicted model, not a curated record. The coding region runs from base 21 to 2225 and encodes 734 amino acids.